Messenger RNA from Mycena citricolor, 1602 nucleotides. Lineage: Eukaryota; Fungi; Basidiomycota; Agaricomycetes; Agaricales; Mycenaceae. The record is from the annotation of a GenBank genome assembly.
GUUCAGCUGAUCUCUGUCUGAUCCUGCGCAAUGUCGAACAGUCAAAGUGAUCCUUCCUUCCCCCUGGACCUGACGAUGAUGGGAAACGAUGUUGCAAGAAAGGUAUAAAGGACAUCGCUGAGGACACAAGUGUAGGCACUCUUCUGCCAGUCAUGUUUUCAAGCGUCAGAGUUUCAAGUUUGAAUUCCAAGUUGCUCUGUAUCUUAAAUCUUCUCUUGGGACCAUCGACAGCUGUUGCCCAAUCGCUCAAUUUCUCUGCAUCCCAAUGGCUUUGGAUUACACCCGUCAACCAGCAAUCGAUCCAGGGAGCCUUCCGCAAAGACUUCAGUCCUCCGUUUGGUCGCUCCCUGAUUGCAGCAGAGAUCAUCAUCGCAACUGCAAGCACGGACAUGAACUUAUUCAUGAACGGCCAACUUCUGGGUCCCGUUUCGCGACCGGAUCUCUCGGACCAGUCUACAGCUUCCCACUUUUGUGUCGACACAGAGCCCAGCUCGAACGUAUUUGCAAUCAACUCAACCAUGAUCGAUCACUUCACCACUCCAGGGUUCAUCGCGACGAUUCUGGUCACGUACGACAAUCUCCGCACAGACAUUCUCCUGAGCGAUCCGUCCUGGCGCGCGUCUGUGACAUCGCCCGAUGGAUGGCCCGAGCUGUCCUUUGACGACACGGCCUGGAUCACCGCGUCCGCAGCGCCAGUGAACGUGCCCGCUACGAAACUUGCCUCCCUGCCUCUCUCGUUCGAUGGAUCCGUGUGGAUCUGGAACCGGGCCGUUCUUGGAGGACCGAUCCCAUCCGGCCCGUGCUGGUUCCGGUCAACCUGGACACCGACGGUCGCGAACCAGUUGCCCGCCUCGGUCGACAUCGCCGUCCUUGCCGUAGAUCAGUACACGCUCAUCGUCAACGGCGUCAUCCUCGGCGGCGGGAGUAGCAACAUCGUCGCCGAUCACUGGGUCGUCCACUUCACCUCGCCCCCGCCCACAAUCGUCUUUGCCGCUGUUGCGCAGAAUAACGUGAACGGCGCCGCCGCCGGCUUCAUCGCCACUGCGGUGAUCACGAUGCGCUCGACCGGCCGGGCAAACUGCACCGCCACGCUGGCGGUCCAGACGCAAGAGAUCGGAUGGAAAGCCACGUCGAAUGCGAGUUUGGUGACGAGUGCCUGGUUCCAGAUGGGGUUCGAUGAUUCCGCGUGGCCGGAAGCUGGAGACGAGGCGUCGUACGGAGAGAGUUUUUUGCGUCUGCCUGGAACGGUCAACAUUGCUCCUGCCUCUCCAGCUGUCGUUAUUCCAUGAUUUCGUCAUCGAAAAUAGUGUGUACUUUCUUCUUCGGGGAUUGGCGUAGCGGAUGCAGUUUUUUUUUGGCUAUCUAGCUUGUAUUUCGAUGGCCUCGUUGGAUUGAAUGGAAUGCCUUCCAGUUAAGUUGCAGGGGCUUACCUAUCAAUAGCCAUUAAGUAGAACGAAUUUCUCCGAGCAUACCCUAAUUUCUAGAUCAGGCAUGGCGGAUGUGGGAUCUUCGCCUUGACAACCAGCGCUUAGUUUGAGGCCCGCCACCCGUGCCGCGGCCGAAAGGCACCGUGUCACCCAUCAUUGAUGUCUUUCAGCACCA